Haliotis rufescens (red abalone) is the source of this 1237-nucleotide messenger RNA. RefSeq names its product beta-1,3-galactosyltransferase 1-like. The transcript is spliced from 2 exons. Gene Ontology annotation, cellular component: membrane. Gene Ontology annotation, molecular function: hexosyltransferase activity. NCBI's taxonomy places the organism in Eukaryota, Metazoa, Mollusca, Gastropoda, Lepetellida, Haliotidae. The record is from RefSeq and is a predicted model, not a curated record. The coding region runs from base 42 to 1220 and encodes 392 amino acids.
UAGAUGCAGGGCGGAAACCUAGAAGCACGUUUCUCACACUAAUGUCACGUGAUAGGCAACACAGAAGAACACACACACGGACAUCAGGCACUAUGUCCCUGGGAUGCUGGGGACGCUGCCAUAGAGGGAUGAAGGAGCGGUCGUGGACGUUGAAGCGAGCGACCGUCACACUGGGUGCGGGCAUGCUUGCCUUCUAUGUCCUCAGCGUAUCCUACACAAGGCUCACGCGAGACGGGCGCUGUGAGAUCUACAGACACUCCAGUUACCAUGGUGACCAAAUGUCCAUAGCAACCGUCAGUGAACACGUCAACGAUGUUGAUUCAUUGGGACGUGAUCUAACCGACGCUAAACUGGAGGCGUUUGUGCGUUCCGGGCAGGUGUUGAACGAGUAUCAGUUUGUGGUCAACUCCGAGGUGUGUUCCAGCUCUGGUGUCCCCCAGUCCGUGUACGUUGUGGCCAUCGUGCCCUCUAAACCGUCUCAUUUCCAAGAACGCCAAGCAAUACGGGAGACCUGGGGAUCACAGUUCAAUAAGAAUGAAAAACUGAAACUGAUUUUCUUAUCAGGACUAGCGGAAGAGAUAACAAACAUGCAACUGUCUAGUGAGCGAGAGACAUUUUUCGAUGUUGUGCAAGCAAAUUUUAUCGACUCCUACAAAAAUCUCACACGUAAAACUAACGCCAUUUUGCAGUGGUCAAAACAGUUCUGUUCACAGGCUCGGUACGUGAUGAAAAUUGACGAUGAUGUUUUUCUCGACACUGACAAGCUACUGCAGACAUUAUUACACCUUGAAGUGGAACCACGUCUCAUUAUCGGAUAUAUAGACAAUGUGGAACUGCCUAACAGGGAUCCGUCCAGCAAGUGGUAUUUAUCACAAGAAGAAUAUCCAUUUAAACAAUUCCCACGCUUCACACAAGGACCAUCAUACGUGAUCUCGCGAGAUUUGGUGGCCGACCUGUACGAGAUUUCCCGUCAUGCACCACGUAUACAUUUAGAGGACGUAUACGUCACGGGAUUAUGUGCACAUGUUGCCCGUGCUACCCAUGUCGGUGCGUGCGGGUUCGGUAUAGCGCCAAGACACGCCUCGAUGUGGCUGCUCAGCGCGGCGGUCACUGGACACCAGUAUACACCGGAAGUGAUGUCACAGUCGUGGACACGUGUUCAAUUCUGGCGUGCCUGGCGCGCGCCUCUCAGAUGUCUUGGAUACAUUAUUGGAUACUAAAUGAAGUAUCAUGUCUA